This is a messenger RNA of Nelumbo nucifera (sacred lotus), 2757 nucleotides long. The record is from RefSeq and is a predicted model, not a curated record. Lineage: Eukaryota; Viridiplantae; Streptophyta; Magnoliopsida; Proteales; Nelumbonaceae.
AUGGCGGAGAUUGCUGUGGAGUUCUUGCUUAGCAAGGUCGCUUCGAUCAUUCAUAAAGAGGCAUCCUUGAUAUCAGGAGCCCAAGAUGAGUUCCAUGAAAUCAAGCUUGAGUUAGAGAAGCUGAGAUCUUUGGCACGGGAUGCAGAUCAAAGGAGCGAGUCUGAUGAAGGGGUGAGAACCUGGGUGACUCAAGUCAGAGAAUCAGCUUACGAGCUCGAGGACAUCAUCGACGAGUUCACCUAUUCCAUGCAGAACCAGGCCAACGAUGGGAUAUUCCGGCGUUUCUUUCUCACCGCCGUUGACCUCUCAAGAAGCAUUGUGGUUAGGUCUCAAAUCGCCACAAAGCUGGAAGCAAUGAACAUCAAGAUCAGAGAUCUUGUUACAAGAAGCGAGCGCUAUGGCAUCAAAAGCGUAGGAGCCCCAAUUGUCCGUGAUUCUCGUGGAAACUCAUUGAAUCGCCAUGGAGAUCAGUCAUCUCCGUACGUUGUUGAGGAUGAGCAUGUCGUGGGAAUUGAAGAAAAUCGACUUCUGUUGUUGGCAUGGCUGAGGGACGGAGAACCAGAACGAAAGGUGAUUUCGGUGGUCGGAAGCGGGGGAUUGGGUAAGACUACCCUGGUUUCACAGGUUUUCAACAACCUAAUUUUGAAGAGAAGUUUCGACUGCUACGCUUGGGUGACCGUCUCUCAGACUUACACGAUCGAGAAUGUGCUCAGGAAGAUGGUGAGUUAUCUUUUCGAUGAAAAGAAGGAACUGUUUCCCGAUGACUUGAGCGCAAUGGAUUACAGACGGCUAGUCGACGUGCUGGUUGACUUCUUGAAGCAGAAAAGGUACUUAAUUGUGUUAGAUGAUGUACGAACUCUCAAUCUCUGGGGAGAAAUUGUUGUUGCACUUCCAGAUGCAAAGCUUAGAAGUAGAAUCAUGAUUACAACUCGGGAGAUGGGCAUAGCUUCUUCUUCUUAUGGAGUUAGGAGCCAUGUUCUUCAUCUGCAACCCCUACAGGAGAAAGAUGCAUGGACUCUCUUCUGUAAAAUUUCAUUCUCAAGAUAUCCCCAUAGGUGCUGCCCCCAGCAUCUUCUGGAGGUGUCUCAGAUCCUUGUGGGGAAAUGUGGAGGCCUGCCACUUGCAAUUGUGGCAAUGGGUGGUCUCAUGUCUUUCAAAGGUUGGACAGAACUAGAAUGGUGGAAGGUGGACGACAACCUCUCUGACAUAAACAGAAGCAGUGACAGUAUCCUUUCGCUCUGCUUCAGUGAUUUGCCUUAUUACUUGAAGCUUUGUUUGUUGUACUGUUGUGUGUUCUCUGAGGACUACCUGAUUCGAAGGAAGAGGCUGAUUAGGCUGUGGAUAGCCGAAGGUUUUGUAAGAGAAACAGGAGGCAAGGAUCUGGAGGAGGUUGCAGAAGCCUAUCAUACAGAGCUCAUUUCCAGGAAUUUGCUUGAAGUUGCAUCCAAGAACUCGUUUGGUAUGGUAAAGGAAUGCAGACUGCAUAAUCUUGUGCGUGACGUGCUUGUUUCUGUAUCAGAGAGGGAGAAUUUCUGUGUCAUAUAUGAUGGGCUUGAACCAAAGGAAGUUGCUUCUGCACGCCGCUUAUCCUUGCACAAAAUUGACAGAAGGAUCCUGUCAUGCACUGACAUGAGCAGUCUCCGUUCUUUCUUUCUGUUGUCUGCUCAAAGGAUCUCUGCAUCUUACCCAAUUAGUGGCUUACCAUUCGGAUUUAAACUGCUAAGAGUUUUGGAUCUACAGGGUAUCCCCAUUAAGAGAAUACCAGAUUGUGUGGUUGAUUUGUCCAACCUAAGAUAUUUGAACUUGAGAGAAACUCUAGUUACAGAGAUCCCUGGCUCAUUGGGAAGACUCCGUUACUUACAAACCUUAGACAUAAGGGAUUCCCAGGUGAAGGAACUUCCAAAUGAGAUAGUACAGUCACAGAGCUUGCACCAUUUGAUCACGUCCAGUCACAGACUUAGUUGGGCAGCUUUUCAUUUUAUAGAUGGAAUGAGAGUGCCUUCAAACAUCUGGAAGCUGAAAGAGUUGCGGGUUCUGGAGUGCGUGGAAGCAGAGGGAGACAUGAUUAGGCAGCUUGGAAACAUGAAGAAGUUGAGGAGAAUUGGGCUAACGAAGCUGAGUGAGGGUGAUGGGAGAGACUUGUGCACCGCGCUACAGAACAUGCAGCUUCUGUACUACUUGUUUUUAAUGGCGAGCAAUGAGGAAGAAUCGCUUGAGUUGGAUGCUCUAUGGACUCCUCCUCCUCUUCUGAAAAUUCUAAUUCUGGCUGGGAAGUUGGAGAGGGUCCCCCGCUGGUUUCGCUCCCUGGACAACCUGAUGAGCUUGCAUUUGCACUGGUCGCAAGUGAGAGAAGAUCUCCUCUCCUAUAUUGAUACAUUGCCCAACUUGGGGCGUCUCACUCUCGUCAAUGCAAAUGAUGGACACAGGCUGUGCUUUCGUGCAGGAGGGUUCCUCAAGCUGCGAAUCCUUCGUCUGUGGAACUCGUCACAGUUGUAUACAAUAGAGAUAGAGAAGGGAGCGAUGCCUUGUCUCAAAGAAUUAGAUCUUCGUAUUCUGAAUGAGCUGAGGAUGCUGCCUCAAGGCAUUGAGUAUCUUACCAACCUGAACAAGUUAACUCUGAUGGGUGUGCCCAGGGAACUAGUAGGGAGGUUGGACAAGGAUGAUAGUGAAGAUCGUUCCAGGGUCCAACAUAUUCCUGAGAUCAUUUACUAUUAUACAACACCAUCUCCGUUGUUGUAUUAUAAAAAUCUAGCUUGA